Messenger RNA from Papaver somniferum (opium poppy), 801 nucleotides. RefSeq lists its product as uncharacterized. Lineage: Eukaryota; Viridiplantae; Streptophyta; Magnoliopsida; Ranunculales; Papaveraceae. The transcript has a single exon. The coding region runs from base 1 to 801 and encodes 266 amino acids. The record is from RefSeq and is a predicted model, not a curated record.
AUGGAUGAUGUGAAGAUCGCUUUUGUAGCAACAGAAUGCACCCACACCAUCACACCCUCUACUGAAAAAGAUGCUUCCCCAGCAACUGAAAAAGAAAAGGCUGAAGCCCUUCUAUAUUUGAAGGAACAUAUUGACCCUAAUCUCCUUUGGGGAUACCAACACACAAUGUGUCCUAAAGAACUGUGGGAUGCACUAGCAAGCCGUUUUGGGAGCAUUGAGGAUUGCCUUAUCCCACAGUUGAACGAACAAUGGAAUGACAUCCGGUUUCUUGAUUAUGUGAAGGUAGGUGAUUUCCAAAGAGAUAUGCUUAAGCUACAAGCACACCUCAAUUUCUGUAGGAUAAAACUUCCAGAUAAAGAUAUGAUUCAAAAGACAUUGUCUACUUUCCCUUUGUCAUCGGUUAUUCUAGCCAACCAAUACCGCAUAGAAGUUGAUAACAAGAGAAUAACAAAUUUUAGUAAGUUGAUCAACUUAUUGCGGGUAGCCGAAAGGCACAAUGAAGUUCUAGCAAACAACAAUGCUAGAGCCCCCGGGAAGAAGAAAAUUCCCGAGGCUAACUAUGGCAAGGAUAACAAAGGAAAACACCACAAAGAAAGGAGGGUUAAAAAUGAUUCAUAUUCUCAUGCUCCAUACUCACGUGGGGAUAAUAACCCACGUGGAAGAGGAAAAAAGGGUCAUCGUGGUAGGGGGCAUUGGCGUGGAGGCCAUUCAAUACCUGGUCUAGAGAUGCUACUUCUGGAGCUAGUGGUAGGGGAAACACUGUUGAAAAAACACAUAAGAAUCCCACACCUAAGAAGGUAG